This is a messenger RNA of Harpegnathos saltator (Jerdon's jumping ant), 453 nucleotides long. RefSeq names its product ribosomal protein S29 (gene RpS29). Gene Ontology annotation, molecular function: structural constituent of ribosome; zinc ion binding. NCBI's taxonomy places the organism in Eukaryota, Metazoa, Arthropoda, Insecta, Hymenoptera, Formicidae. The transcript is spliced from 3 exons. The coding region runs from base 118 to 288 and encodes 56 amino acids. Gene Ontology annotation, cellular component: cytosolic small ribosomal subunit; ribosome. Gene Ontology annotation, biological process: cytoplasmic translation. The record is from RefSeq and is a predicted model, not a curated record.
CCCUUCUUAUUAUGCUCUGUGACUAUUUCUGCUUUCGUGAGCAUUUGUGACGCGCUGAUCUUCUGUCGUACUGUUCUUUUAGCUAGUUAACGCUGGUGAAGUCACACGUGCGCAAGAAUGGGUUUCCAGAAUAUUUGGUACUCGCAUCCGCGAAAAUACGGCCAAGGUUCCAGAUCCUGCCGUGCCUGUGCAAACAAACAUGGACUUAUCCGCAAGUAUGGUUUGAAUAUCUGUCGACAAUGUUUCAGAGAAUAUGCAGCGGAUAUAGGUUUUAAGAAGCUGGACUAAAUAUGUUUAUAAGCAAUUCAAUUCAGUAGGAAUCUUUCAUCCUUGAUCCUACUUCUGAUGUAUAAAAGUGGACUAAAAUAAAGAAUGAUAUAAUAUUAAAUAUACAAUUGUAACAUCAUUUUUGCACUUUAUGUGCAAUAUCUUAAAUAUAUACUUUUGUCAUUA